Molecule: messenger RNA, 1041 nt
Organism: Moneuplotes crassus
Lineage: Eukaryota; Ciliophora; Spirotrichea; Euplotida; Euplotidae
Source: the annotation of a GenBank genome assembly
AAAUGGAAAACGCAGUUGCUGAAAAGAUCAGAAGUUUCUAUAACAAGCCAAAGAAACAGAGAUUAUUCAGCUUGUCUCCGCCCAAGAGCGCACUUCCCACUCUCAAGGAGGUCAAGUCGAGGAGACUCAAGGAAUUUGAUGUCCAACAAUGGAUGAAGAAAAGAAGGAGCAAGCUCAAAUUUAGUGAAAAUAACAACGAGCUUGGAAAUGACGAAGGAUCAGUAGAGGAACUUUCUUCCUGGAGAACAAAGAGCAAAGAGUCUUUGCACAGUAAGGUUAGUGCAAAUCAGAGCAAAGAGCUUAAACCCUCAGAUGUUGUUGGGAAAGUCAAAAUUGAAACAUUCAAAAUGGAGAUCAAGACUUACCUAAAUUGUACUCAUAAAUAAAUUGAUGGUUGCUGAUCUGAGCAAAAUGAAGAAAGGAGAUGAAGAGUAUCUUAAAAGCCUGAACUCCAAAAAGAAUAAUAGAAGAGGUGUACUAUCACCUGGAGUAUACAGGCCUUCUAAAUUACUCGAAGAGAACACAAGCCGGGCUAGAGGGGCUCUCAGUUCUAUGGCCCCGCAUGUAAAUGUAAUCAUGAACAAUCAGAAUGUGCGGAAGCGAAAAGAAGUCGUGCUUAAGAAGAAUCCUCAGUUGAAAAAGUUUAUCAUUGAGAGGAAGGCCAAGAAACAAAAUCCAGCUCUGAAUAGGAUAGUCAAGUCUCCGUGCCCAAUGAAAUCCAAGAAGCAUAAAUCAUACUUCAAGGACAACAUUAAGCUGCUCGAUAGAGAAAAAUUGAAGAACAUUAACCCUGCCUCUAAGAACAUAUCGAUUCUACGCACUGAGAAUUUGAAAUCCGAUUUUAAAGGCAAGAUUAAGAGCCCUAGAAAACUUCAUCUCAAGAUAGAUGAUGGACGUAUGAAAAAGUAUCUGAAAUCCAUCCUUCCAGAGCUUCCGUCUCAUAGAGAGGAAAUAGCGAAAAAUAGACCCAAAAUAGUCAUCGAAGAGAACUAAGGUACUUUAGUACUAAAGUAAUAUUCCAUUAUGAUAAUAUCUCCAUAA